AUGUCUUUUUGUCCAAACGAACAGGUUUUCGUCGACGACAACUGUGUAAACAUACCCCCAACAAAACGACAAAAGACUAUUUGUGAAGUCAACAGUGUUUUAGCCGGUGACACUAAUUUGAUUGCAGAUGGUAGUAGCUGUUAUUCUUUGCCAACAGUGCCAGGAAAACAUAAAGACCUCAAGAGCAUUUCACCAGAAACAUUGUCAGACGUCUUAUGUGGUCGUUACAGUUAUGUCAUAAGCAGUUUUCGUGUUAUUGACUGCAGAUAUCCUUAUGAGUAUGACGGUGGACAUAUUCAGUCAGCAGAAAACAGAUACCUCCAUGGGAUGAUAGAAGACCUUCUGCAACAGACAUCUGUGCAAGUCCUCAUCUUUCACUGUGAAUUUUCACAAGAAAGAGGUCCUGCAAUGUUACGACAUCUUCGCAGUAAAGAUCGUCAGAUGAACACCGAGAAUUACCCAGCAUUGAACUAUCCAGAAAUCUACCUUCUUGACAGUGGCUACAAGUCUUUCUUUGAAACAUCAUCUGAUUUGUGUGACCCUAUUGACUACAGACCAAUGCUUCAUUCUGAUUUCUCUGCAGACCUCCAUCACUACCGUCGGGUAGCAGAUGUACGUCAUUUCCGUUCCAAGUCCAAGUCCUGGUCAUCAGGUGAUAGAUCACGCUUAUCCAGAAAGGUUAUAUUCUGACAUGUUGUUAUGUGACGCUGUUUGUUAUGUUACUGACCUUUAUCUGUGAUAUAUAUUGUUAUUGUUGAAAACUCAAAGUGCUUGUAAUUGAUUAAAUGUUAUUCAUUAAUCAAUUAAAUGUUAUACAUA
Mytilus californianus (California mussel) is the source of this 819-nucleotide messenger RNA. Its product is annotated as M-phase inducer phosphatase-like. Gene Ontology annotation, molecular function: protein tyrosine phosphatase activity. The coding region runs from base 1 to 690 and encodes 229 amino acids. Gene Ontology annotation, cellular component: nucleus; cytoplasm. Gene Ontology annotation, biological process: G2/M transition of mitotic cell cycle; positive regulation of G2/MI transition of meiotic cell cycle; protein dephosphorylation. The record is from RefSeq and is a predicted model, not a curated record. The transcript is spliced from 4 exons. Lineage: Eukaryota; Metazoa; Mollusca; Bivalvia; Mytilida; Mytilidae.